AUUUGCUAGGAUUCCAAAGUUUUGCCAAGGGAAUCGAAGUUGCGAUUGUUGGAAAGUCACUCGAAAGCAGGAUCGAUGGACCCUAAUGACCCCAAAAUCGUUGAUGUUGACCUGGAACCAAGCGAAGAGAUUAUAGAAGACAAGGGUGAGUAUGAUUUAGGAAACGAGGCACAAACCAAAUCUGUACCAAUUUUCAUUCAUUUGGGUGGGAGGGAUAGGUUGACCUUGUUUGAACUUUAUACUAAGAUUGGUAUUGCUGGAUAUGAUGCUGAUAUGGUCAACCAAAUAUGGUAUUUAGAACCAAGAAAAACAAUUACAGAUGGAUUGAAACCUAUUAGGAAUGAUGAUGACAUUAGGGAUGUUUUGGCGGUGUUGAAUGUGGAGAAAAAGGUACAUAUUUAUGUGUCUCAUGUCCUAGAUUUUGUUGAAAUUAUACCUAUCUUAUCAUUACCUGCCCCUAGUGAUAAAGGUAAUGUUGAGGACAAUCCUGCUGAGGUUGAGGGGAGAGUAGAAAAUGAUCCUGUUGAUGUGGAAGGCAGAGUUGAGGAUGCUAGGCAUGCAAUUGAGAUUAAAGCCAGAGCUGAGGAUGCUAGUCAUGUGGUUGAGGUUGAAGGCAGAGUUAAGGAUGCUGGUAAUGAUGGUAAUGAAGACAAUGAACAUUCUGAGGAUGAAGAUGAUUUUCUUCCAUAUAUAUCAAAAUUAAGUGAUAAUAAAGAUGAGAAAACUAUCGAGGCGAGAAAGAAAAUGAAGUCUUUGCAUAAGGCAACUUCUAGAUUAAAAAAUUCUAGGAAAGGUGUUAAGUAUGGUCCCAGUCAACCAUCAACAGGAACUAGUCAUGAAACUCCCUCAUCUUCAAUUGGUCAAAAUGAUCUUGGUCCUGAGGAUUCAUUAAGCCCAGAUGAUGAUGAUGAUGAUAUCAGCUACAUUUCAACAAGUGAAGAGGAUGGAAGUGAAGUUGAACACGAUAGGAGAAGGAAAGAAUUGAGAAAAAGAGAUCCAGGUGCCAUUGUUUCAAUUUAUGCACUGAGGCCACUACCUAACCUCAACCCUCUUUUCUUGAGGAUAUAUGUGUGUUUUAGUGCAAUGAAAAAGGGAUUCAUUGCUAGAUGUAGGAGAAUCAUUGGUUUAGAUGGAGCUUUUCUCAAAGGAGCACACAAAGAGGAAUUACCUGCUGUUGUUGGUAGAGAUGCCAAUGACCAAAUGUACCCAACUGCAUGGGAAUUCAAUGCAGCCUUAACAGAGUUAGGCACAUUGAAGCCUGUAGCAAGGGAUGACAUAAUGAGUGUAGAUCCCAAGCAUUGGAGCAAAGCUUUUUUCAAAACUGAAAUUAAGUCAUCUGUGGUCAACAACAACAUGUGUGAGGUGUUCAAUGCCUUACUUGUUGAUGCACUACACAAGGCAAUAAUUUCUUUGAAUCAAGAAAUGACAGCUAUGGAAGGUAGUAAGAAAUGUAGAGUCCUAUGGCCUAGUGGAGUUGGUUGUGAAGUUGAGGAUUUUAUGGAUAGUAAAAAUAAAGUGGAAUCAGGCAGAAACACUUAUAUUGUAAACUUGGAAGACAGCACAUGCACUUGUAGGUAUUGGGAUCUAUUUGGGAUUCCUUGUAGACAUGCCAUUACGGUAUUGAGUUUAAAAAAACUAAGAGUUGACGAAUAUGUUUCAGACUGGUACAAGUUGUCCACAUUUAAGGCAUCUUAUGCAUAUGAGGUACCCGUUGUUGAAGGCAUGAAUCAAUGGACACCAACAAGGAUGCUAACCAUACAGCCACCUGUACCAAGGAAGAUGCCUGGCAAGCCCAAGAAAAAAAGAAAUCAUGAAGAAUGGGAAGGAAAGACAAAAAUGGGAAGACAAGGAAGAAAAAUAACUUGCCAGAAAUGCUUCCAAAAAGGUCACAAUUUUAGAUCGUGUAAAGGCCAACCACCAAAUGUGCCUCAAAUGGAGAAUGAACCAUCUAUGGAGCAACCACCCCUGUUGAGGACAACCAUUCACCCCUUGUUGAUGACCACCAGCCACCCCAUACUGAGGAUAGUCAGCCCCCCACUGUUGAGGACAACUAGCAAUACCUUACUAAGGAAUAGCCACCCCAUGGAGAAGACAACCAACCACGUAUUGCUAAGGAAGAACUAGUGAACAUGACCUAAGAAGAUCCUCCAGUGAGUCAAGUAAUUAGCCCAACUCGACCAGUUCAACAGGCCACAACUCCCACUCCAAGAAAGAAGGAGAGAGCUAGAAGUGCUCAUCAGCCAGUAAUGGAUUUAGGUUAAAUACCCUUUUUGGUCCCUCUACUAUAGGAAAAAGCCCCUUUUUGGUCCCUGUACCGAAAAAAUCCCCUUUUUAGUC
Rubroshorea leprosula is the source of this 2337-nucleotide messenger RNA. Lineage: Eukaryota; Viridiplantae; Streptophyta; Magnoliopsida; Malvales; Dipterocarpaceae. The record is from the annotation of a GenBank genome assembly.